This is a messenger RNA of Carica papaya (papaya), 1450 nucleotides long. Lineage: Eukaryota; Viridiplantae; Streptophyta; Magnoliopsida; Brassicales; Caricaceae. The record is from RefSeq and is a predicted model, not a curated record.
AAAAUUACGAAUAAAAAUAUUUUCAAUAAGGGAAUUAGAAAAUAAUAUUUUAUAGAGGCAGCAUAAAAUUUUGCCCUUCUUAUUUCCUUCUUUAUUACCAUCGACCCUUUUUCAGAAAACAGAAGCAGCUCUACUGGUUUGUACUCGGUAUCUGUGUAGUUUCGGUUCCGUUAAGUAUUUGAUUCUGCUAAACUUCAGCAUGUCUGAGUUGUAUGUAUGUUAUUGAGAAAUUGCAUAAAUUGAUUGCUCAUACGGAAUAUCGAUGGCUUAUCUCCAAAUGCGCACAAGCUGUUCGAUUAAAUGACUCUGAAGAUGUUGGUUCAUAUACUAUAGGGGUCAUCCGAACGUAGAUUUGCAGUGUUAUAGCUUUUGCUUUUGGUGUAUACCUCUCAAAUUAGCAAUUGGGUUUACUGCUUUUGCAAGGAAUUAAGUUGCCCACUCCACAAAGAAGAAAAGAUAUACAGCUGUUUAAGAUAUGGGCAAAGCUUCCAGGGAUAAGAGGGAUAUCUACUAUCGAAAAGCAAAAGAAGAAGGUUGGCGUGCUCGAAGUGCAUUUAAGCUUCUUCAGAUAGAUGAAGAAUUCAACAUAUUUGAAGGAGUAAAGCGGGUGGUUGAUUUAUGUGCUGCACCGGGUAGCUGGAGUCAGGUUUUGAGUCGUAAACUGUAUAUGCCAUCAAAACUAUUGCCUGAAUCAAAGGAUGUUGACCUUCCUCUCAUAGUGGCAAUUGAUUUGCAGCCCAUGGCUCCAAUUGAAGGUGUUAUUCAAGUUCAGGGUGAUAUAACAAAUGCCCGAACAGCUGAAGCGGUCAUUAGACAUUUUGAUGGCUGCAAGGCUGACCUGGUUGUUUGUGAUGGUGCUCCUGAUGUUACUGGUCUUCAUGACAUGGAUGAAUUUGUUCAAUCACAACUCAUACUAGCGGUAAGAUCAAGAGACUCUACGUACUUAAUGUCUAGACUUCUGUUUAUCUCGGAACCCUAACUGAUAUUUGAUGUAAAUUUGCAAGGAAAAUAAUUAUACAUGACCCACAUUGAUUUGAAACUAUUUUUUCCUACAGUUACCUUUGCAAAGCCAAAAAGCAGCCGCAAUUCCAGCAUAGAGGCAUUUGCAGUUUGUGAGAAUUAUUCCCCUCCUCCUGGAUUUAAUCCAAAAGACUUGCAUCGUCUCUUAGAGAAAGUGGGAAGUCCCUCUGGGGGAGGUGAUUUAGAUUGCAGUAGUGGGGGGUUGGAAGGGCCAAAUAAGGUGUAUAUUCCAUUUCUAGCCUGCGGGGACCUUAGUGGAUAUGAUUCUGACCGAUCGUAUCCGCUACCUAAAGAUGCAGAUGGAAGUUAUCAGAGCUUGGAUCCUGUACAGCCUCCAAUUGCACCUCCAUAUAAAACCGCUCUUCAGCUCAAGAAAGCUUCCACACAGCAUCAGCAUACCCGAGAACCUCAAAGCUUCCCCUGGGAUCUU